ACAGUGAACUCUUUAUAUAGUCGCAAUGUCUGGCACAAAUCAACCCAGUGGUUUCACAUUUGGUGGCGGUACCGGUCAGGCUACUGGCUUUUCGUUCGGCCAGCCGGCAGCGGCUGCACCACUGGCACUGCCACCAGCACAAGACGCUACAUCAUUGUCAUCAACGAGCAAUCCUGGUUUUACGUUUGGCGCCAGUGCCGCAGCAAGCACACCUGCUACUGGAUUCUCCUUCUCAACCCCACAGAUAGGUGGCAGCACAGCACCAGGAGGAAUGCUGGGUCAGACUGUGGCACCGACACCAGCAGCAACCACCGGCUUCAGUUUCGGGACCCCGGCUGCCGGCGCUGCUGCACCGGCGCCAUCUAGCAUCUUCUCGUUCAGACAGGCGGCCAGCGGUGCUGCCCCCGCGACCGGAUUCAGUUUUUCUACGCCAUCUGGUGGGGGAUUGCUAGGAGCAAGGCCUGCUAAUGCUGUUGCAACACCAGCUGCCGCAGCUGUUGCGCCAUCAAGUGGAUUUCAGAUGGGUUCCACUGCCACACCUACUGCAGGUGGAUUUGCACUAGGGGGCGCCACUACUGCUAUGCCUACUGCAGGUGGUUUAGCAAUAGGGGGCGCCACUACUGCUAUGCCUACUGCAGGUGGUUUUGCGCUAGGGGGCGCUACUACUGCUACGCCUACUGCAGGUGGUUUUGCACUAGGGGGCGCCACUACUGCUAUGCCUACUGCAGGUGGUUUAGCACUAGGGGGCGCCACUACUGCUACACCUAGUGCGGGCGGAUUUUCGCUGGCUGCCGCCGCUUCGAAUCCGCCUGCGUCCGUACACCCUACGACCUUCAGUUUUGGGGCGACGCCCACAGCCGGCCCCAUCUCUACAGCAGCAGCAGCAGCAGCUGGUGGCGGGUUCGGUUUGGGUGGACAAACCACCGUGCCAGCUAGCAGUGCAGCUUUCGGUCUCGGGGGCGGCGGCGGAGGAGUCACCGCUGCGAGCGGUGCCGCCUCCGCGCCCUUCGGCUACAACGCCGUUGCCGUGACGACGCCGAAGCUGUCCGGUGGCUUCAUGAUGCCGAGCGCCGCCGCCGCGGUCGCCACCGUCACGCCAUCUGCGCCCGCCGCGUUGACACUAGGGGGCAGCACCGCGGGCGGUCUCGUGACAGGAGCCGUGGCGACGGUGGCGCCGUCUGCUGCCGCGAUCGGGCAGGCUGGGGUUGCGGCAGCGGCGGCGCCCCCUGGCGGGUUGAUGAUCGGGAUGAGGAAGGCACCUGCGACAACGGCUGCGCCCCCUGGAUUCUCCUACGCAGGCGCGGCGACGACCAGCACUGCUGCCGCGCUGCCUCUCAGCAUCUCGACCGGUGCUGCCACCACGACCGCGCCGGGCGGAUUCUCGCUGACAAGUGGCACCGCUGCCACCGCCAACACUUCGCUGGUGACGUCGACGACGACGACGGCCGCGACGGUGGCGCCCUCCAUGAACUACCGACAGCUCGAAGAGGCGAUAAACAAGUGGACGUUGGAACUGGAGGAUCAGGAGAAGGUGUUCAUCAACCAGGCGACGCAGGUCAACGCGUGGGAUCGACUGCUCAUUGAAAACGGAGAGAAGAUCACGGCUCUGAAUUCUGACGUGGAGCGUGUGAAGCUUGACCAGCAACGGCUCGACCACGAACUCGACUUCAUCGUGGCCGAGCAGAAGGAGCUGGAGGACAUGCUCGUCAACCUGGAGAAGGCGGUCGAGGAGCGGCCGUCGGUCGCCUACCCGCAGCACGCCGACCUCGAGCGCGAGCACACUUACCAGCUGGCGGAGAACACGGACGGUCAGCUGAAGCGGAUGGUCAGCGAUCUGAAGGAGAUCAUUGACCACCUGAACUCGAGCAACGACAACCAGGACACGGACAGCCCCAUGAGUCAGGUGACGAAGAUUCUGAACGCGCACAUGGACUCGCUACAGUGGGUGGAUGAGAACACGGGUAAGUGCUGCUCUAGGUUCCACGUGCACACUCGCUGA
Messenger RNA from Priapulus caudatus, 1999 nucleotides. Its product is annotated as nuclear pore glycoprotein p62-like. Gene Ontology annotation, biological process: protein import into nucleus; RNA export from nucleus. Gene Ontology annotation, cellular component: nuclear pore central transport channel; nuclear pore. The coding region runs from base 26 to 1999 and encodes 657 amino acids. The transcript is spliced from 12 exons. Gene Ontology annotation, molecular function: structural constituent of nuclear pore; phospholipid binding. Lineage: Eukaryota; Metazoa; Priapulida; Priapulimorpha; Priapulimorphida; Priapulidae. The record is from RefSeq and is a predicted model, not a curated record.